Molecule: messenger RNA, 918 nt
Organism: Glossina fuscipes
Lineage: Eukaryota; Metazoa; Arthropoda; Insecta; Diptera; Glossinidae
Product: structural maintenance of chromosomes protein 5-like
Exons: 2
Biological process (GO): double-strand break repair via homologous recombination
Cellular component (GO): Smc5-Smc6 complex
Molecular function (GO): ATP hydrolysis activity; ATP binding
Source: RefSeq, a predicted model, not a curated record
GUAUUGUUCUUACAACAAAAUUUUCCCGACGUAUGCAAAGCUAUGAAAUGGAUAGAAGAGAACGAGAAUUUAUUUGAAGCACGCGUUUAUAAACCUAUUAUGCUUGAGAUAAACGUCCGCAACCCUGAUCACACCAAAUACUUGGAAAAUACAAUAAUGUUCCGUGACUUCCAGGCCUUCUCUUGUGAGAGCAAAAAUGAUAUGAGUCUUUUAAUUAAUGAGCUAUGUAUUAAAAGGAAAUUAACUGUAAAUAUAGGUCACGCUCCAUCGGAUGCAAAAUUUUUGCCUGUUAUUCCAAUAAUAAAUCUUCGCCCAUACGGCUUCGACGCUUAUAUGAUCGACUUGAUAGGUGGGCCCGAUGCAGUAUUAGGUUACUUAUGUUCUUUAUACAGAUUGCACAACAUUCCAAUCGGCGGUAAUGAAGUUAAAGAGUUUAUCGAGCAAAUUCCUGAGCCAAUUACCGUUUAUUUUGGUGCCAAUGUACGUUACAACGUGAGCAUUUCCAAGUAUAGUGGAGAAAAAAUCUUUUCCCAAGUGCAAAUAGAAUGUAGAAAUAUUCUCCCCAGUAUAGAUGUGCCACAAAUCGAGCAGAAAAAACAUAGACUAAGCGAACUUGGACGGGCGAUUGAUAAUUUACGAAAUCAAAGAAGUUCAUUGGAAGCGGAAAUGCGAGAAAAAGAAGUAUUAUAUAAAGAAAAGAAGGAUAAAUUAAGUGAGAUAAGGAGUCGACAAUACGAACUUAACCGGAAGAUGGACGAGAUUCGCAAGUGUAAAGAAAGAGUUACUGACUUAAAAAAUCAGCUAAAAGAUCGUGUCCUUGAAAGUGAUUUAAGACGGAAUAUAGCAAAAUGUUUAAACGAACUUCUUCGCUGCCAAGUGGGAAGAAUUCAAGCUUUAAGUUCACUCCAAAAAGCUGCU